AUGGCCCAUGUGAUCGACCCAAGCGGCGAGGUGACAAUCAUUCUACACAACGCCAAUGCUCCCUUUGCAAUCUGGAGUGCCCCUAUAUCAUCGGGUCCGGCUCGAAAAGCAGAUGACACGAAUAAAGGCGUUCGCAUCCGGGUAUCCGCCAAGCACCUGAUACUUGCAUCCCCGGUGUUUGAGAGAGCACUGACCGGUCCUUGGAGGGAGAGCAUCACUUUGGAUCAGGAGGGCUCAACAGAGAUCACCGCCGAAGGUUGGGAUAUCGAGGCGCUAUUGAUUUUUCUUAGAGUCAUUCAUUGCCAAUUUCAACUUGUACCCCUGGACUUGAGUCUUGAGGUUCUGGCAAAGGUCACUGUAAUAGCAGACUACUACGGAUGCCGAGCUGCAUUGGGGUUCUUUUCUUGCGUCUGGGUCCAGGACAGCAUCAUACCGAAGACUUACUCACGAGACUUGAUGCUAUGGGUAUGGGUUACCUGGUUCUUCACCUUGCCAGAUCAGUUCCGAGGUGCUACGUCAAUUGCCAUGUCGCAGUGUAGUGGCGAGAUCUACUCCCUCGGACUUCCAAUCCCACGGGCGGUCAUAGAGCGGAUGAAUGCGGUGAGACAAAGUUCCAUCCAGUCGCUACAUGGCCUACUCGAAGGGCAGGGUGCAAAGAUUCUUCAUGGCGAACGAGGUUGUCAUUUUGAGUGCCGUGCAAUGCUGUUUGGGGUUCUUUCAAUGCAUAUGCACGACAACAAAUUAGAUUGGCCAGCGAUCCUGGGGCAAAGCUACGAGACAAGUGCACGAGCAACAGAAACCGUUCGACGACCAAGAUGGCGGGAACCAUGUUCCGAGGGCAGCAGUAAUACGAACAACCGUCGCCUGCAUAACUGUCCUGACUGCAAUUUCACCCGCCUACUGGGCCCCGUGGAGCAGAGCGUCCAAGGUCUCAGAUUACAGAAUUUUCUUGUUUAA
Messenger RNA from Aspergillus ibericus CBS 121593, 957 nucleotides. RefSeq lists its product as uncharacterized. Bases 1 to 957 code for a protein of 318 amino acids. Lineage: Eukaryota; Fungi; Ascomycota; Eurotiomycetes; Eurotiales; Aspergillaceae. The record is from RefSeq and is a predicted model, not a curated record. The transcript has 2 exons.